Molecule: messenger RNA, 2721 nt
Organism: Cryptomeria japonica (Japanese cedar)
Lineage: Eukaryota; Viridiplantae; Streptophyta; Pinopsida; Cupressales; Cupressaceae
Product: protein ACTIVITY OF BC1 COMPLEX KINASE 7, chloroplastic
Exons: 17
Coding region: 227-2308 (693 amino acids)
Biological process (GO): regulation of response to reactive oxygen species
Source: RefSeq, a predicted model, not a curated record
UUACAAGUUUACCUCAUUUACGGAAUCUUCAAAACUACCUAGCCAAUGUCACAAAAUAUGCCACGAUAUCGUGAAUGCUUUGAACUUUGCGCAUUGCUGUUUGCAUUUGAGCCAAUUUUAACUCUUACAAAUCCAAAAAGACAAUAAUGAUAGAUACGCCUUUCGCAGGGGGGAAAUUUGGUCCUUUCCCUCAACAUUCUAUCAGUUGACACGAAACAAAUUAGGCAUGGCUGCGGCGCCGGCCUCCUGUAUCUGCAGCGGAAGAAUGGUAGAGGAUUUAAGGUUUGGUCGGACAUUUGUGCAGGGAAACCUGGCGUCAUUUGAUGGGGGGCUUUGGCGCUUCAAGGUAGGAAGCAGAAGAAACUCUGGCCGUAUAAAGGUUCAAGUUGGGGCUGAGCCACGAAUGGUGCCCGUGGAAGAGGCCUUAGCCAUUAGGAAAAAGGUUUCCAAUGGUUCUGUUGGCAAGGGACGUGCGGUUUCCAACGGUUCUGUUGGCAAUGGACGAAAGAUUUCCGAUGGUUCUGUUGGCAAUGGACGUGCAAAUUUAGCGGUAUUGCCACAGAGGAGGAGAAUUUUGCCGGAGAUAGAUGGGAAAGAAGAAUUGGUUCUAGACGAAGGUUUCAGCUGGUCAAGGGAGGAUUACACGAGGCUUGAGAGGACCAUUGAUGUGUGGACGUUUGUUGUUUCUCUAAGAGCCCGUGUGUACUUGGAUGAAGCCAAAUGGUCUUACAUUGGCGGCUUCUCUGAAGUAAAACAGAAAAUAAGGAGGCGAAAAACGGCUUCCUGGCUAAGGGAAUGCGUAUUGCAACUUGGUCCAUUGUACAUCAAACUAGGCCAGUUAUCAUCAACAAGAUCUGAUCUAUUCCCUAAAGAGUUUGUAGAGGAGCUUGCCAAAUUACAGGAUCGUGUCCCUGCUCUUUCACCUAAGAAGGCAAGAGGCCUGAUAGAGGAACAGUUAGGAGCACCAGUUGAUAUGAUUUUCAGAGAAUUUGAGGAUCGACCAAUUGCAGCAGCUAGUCUUGGACAGGUUCACAGAGCUGUGCUUCAGAAUGGAGAACAGGUCGCUGUGAAAGUCCAAAGGCCUGGUUUAAAGAGACUUUUUGACAUUGAUUUUGCCAACUUAAAGUCCAUUGCAGAAUUCUUUCAGAAUAGUGGAGGUCUUGGUGGUCCAACAACAAGGGACUGGAUCGGAGUUUAUGAAGAAUGUCGUACGAUACUUUAUCGAGAAAUUAAUUAUAUCAAGGAAGGGCGGAAUGCUGAUAGAUUCAGGCGUGACUUCCGUAACAUAAAGUGGGUUCGAAUACCUGCAAUAUAUUGGGACUACACCUCAGAGAAGGUAUUGACAUUGGAGUAUGUUCGAGGUAUCAAAAUAAACAACAUAGAUCUCCUUGAUGCUGGUAACUUGGACCGCUCAUUGAUUGCUAGGCGAUCCAUUGAGUCAUAUUUGCUUCAAAUUCUAAAGACUGGAUUUUUUCAUGCUGAUCCACAUCCGGGAAAUCUAGCAAUUGAUGUAGAUGGUUCACUUAUUUAUUAUGAUUUUGGGAUGAUGGGAGAAAUUAAAUCAUUCACAAGGGACAGGUUACUCCAAAUGUUCUAUGCAGUUUAUGAGAAAGAUGCAAAAAAGGUUAUUCAGUCUCUUGUUGACUUAGGUGCACUUCAACCUACUGGAGAUAUGGCAUCUGUAAGACGGUCCAUACAAUUCUUUCUGGACAACUUAUUGAACCAGCGACCUGAUCAAGAGGCAACUCUAUCAGCAAUUGGGGAGGACUUGUUUUCGAUAGCAGUGGAUCAGCCAUUCCGUUUCCCAGCCACUUUUACAUUUGUACUAAGGGCAUUUACAACUCUUGAAGGUAUUGGUUAUGUAUUAGAUCCAGAAUUUUCUUUUGCUAAAAUAGCUGCUCCUUAUGCACAGGAUCUAUUAGAUAUGCGGAACUCAGAAAGCAAUGGACCCUAUCUAGUUGAAGAGAUUCAGAGACAAGCAACUGACGUUCGAGAUACCACAGUUGCCAUGCCAUAUAGGAUACAACAUAUUGAUGAGUUCAUCAAACAACUUGAGGCAGGAGAUCUAAAAUUGCGGGUGCGGGUGUUUGAGGCUGAAAGGGCUGCCAGAAGGGCAUCGGUAAUGCAAAUGGCAACUAUAUACACAGUUUUGGGGGGAACAUUAUUGAAUACUGGAGUUACACUAACAGCCCAGGGCAUGGAGAAUCUUGCCACUGUUUCAUAUAUCGGUGCAGGAGUAUUCACAAUCUUGAUUAUUCAAGCCAUGAAAAGAGUACAGAGACUUGACAAAUUUGAAAAAAUGAUUUAAGUAGUUGUUUCAUCUUUACAGUGAGCAUGUGUUACGGCAAAUUUAUUUCCCCACAGAGUCAUAAUAUUGUGGCUAGGUGGUCCAUUCGCCAUUUUUUACUACUGCUUUUGUGGCCUUCCGAUUCAUUGUUGAUUCUAUAUUGUAGAGCAAUUGAAAUUAAUUAUCAAUCAUGUAAGGCUGUUGCUGAAAAUUCCAGCAGCAACAGAGUGGAAAUGUACCAUAUAUUUAUUAUUCAUUACAUUUAAGAAUCCGCCAGGUUGUAUUAUCAUUCAUUCCUAUUAAAAAAUGAAAUAUUUACUAUAUUUCAUUUUUUUAAUGUAUCUUGAGGGAGGCCGGCUUCCUAACGACAGGCUCUAUUUAAAUAUAAAGAAAUAAAGUCAUAGACCUGCUAAUGAUGUGUACGAAUUGAACUA